This is a messenger RNA of Anneissia japonica, 2129 nucleotides long. Its product is annotated as ATPase WRNIP1-like. The record is from RefSeq and is a predicted model, not a curated record. Gene Ontology annotation, cellular component: nucleus. The transcript has 7 exons. Lineage: Eukaryota; Metazoa; Echinodermata; Crinoidea; Comatulida; Comatulidae. The coding region runs from base 108 to 1955 and encodes 615 amino acids. Gene Ontology annotation, biological process: DNA-templated DNA replication; regulation of DNA repair; DNA repair. Gene Ontology annotation, molecular function: single-stranded DNA helicase activity; ATP binding; enzyme activator activity.
AUGGUGGCAGCAGACAUGUAAACAAACAAGAACAUUCAAGAUAUGGACGCCACACGAUUCACUUACUUUUGACUUUUGGCUAGGGCCUAGGCCUGUUUUUGCAAGCAAUGCUUUCAUCAUCUGCAUCGGACGUAGAAUGUCCAAUUUGCGGUAUUUCUGUUAAUUGUAAUUUUAUUAAUGCUCACGUAGAUAUCUGCUUGAAGUCAGGCAAGGCUGAAGAGCUACCUCCUCCUCCUUCGAAUCAAAAAGGUUCCCUGGAUGAAACCCCACUCUGCAGCCCUAACACUACCACCAUCAGCAGUACUAAGGCUACUGUCAGGUCUAGUGAUGAUGGAACAACGGUUCACCCUCCAGCCUCAAAGAAACUUAGAGUGGAAGGAAAAUCAGAGCAUUUGGCGAAUCAAUGGCAGUCAAUAUUUCGUCAACCACAAAAUAAAAAUCAGGCAUCGUCAGUAUCACCUCACAGAACUGCAAAGUCACAAAAAACUGCUCAACUCAAAGAGCAGACUUCUUCAAUAAAAGACAUGUCAGUAUCAUCUAUUGAAAGUUUUACUCCCAAUGUUACAGACUCAUCAAAGUCAGACUGUAGGCUAAAUGUUCAGUCAACCUCCUCUGUCGAUUCAAAACAGAAAGCAAAUCAGUCUGUGCCACUAGCGGAAAGGAUGCGGCCCGUCGACUUCGGAGAGUACAUCGGGCAACAUCAAGCAAUUGGUAGACAUUCGGCCCUGCGUACGUUAUUAGAAACCGAUCAAGUGCCAUCUUGUAUAUUGUGGGGACCCCCUGGCUGUGGCAAGACUUCAUUGGCCCAUGUCAUUGCAAGCAAAACAAAGAAAAGUGGAAGUACAAGAUUUGUAAAGUUGUCUGCAACUACUAGCAACUUGAGUGAAGUAAAAAAUGCUGUAACAGCUGCAAAAAAUGAACUGAAAAUGUUCAAGAGGAAGACCAUACUGUUCAUUGAUGAGAUUCAUAGGUUUAACAAGUUACAACAGGAUGCCUUUCUACCCCACGUUGAGAAUGGAACAAUUACUCUGAUUGGAGCAACAACAGAGAACCCCUCUUUCAGAGUUAACUCAGCACUACUGAGUCGUUGCCGUGUUGUUGUCUUAGACAAGCUGCCUAUACAACAUUUAGAAAAGAUACUAGAACGAGGAGCAAAUGAACUUGAAAUAACCAUUCUGAAAGAAGAUGAAAGUGCACCACUUCUCUCUAUUUCAAAUAGGUCAAACCAAGGGUUUAUAACUCAACAAGCAUUAACAGCAAUUGGUCUUUAUUGCGAUGGUGAUGCUCGCACCGCACUCAAUACGCUAGAGCUUAUUGUUCAAGCUCAUGAAUCAAACAUUAAAUCAGAGACCGUCAAGGACAGUAACGAUGACCAAUCAUCUGUAUCAGUGAUAGAUAUGACAAAGGUCAAAGAUGUACUGCAGAGGUCUCAUGUAAUAUACGAUCGUACAGGUGAUGAGCAUUUUAAUUGUAUUUCUGCCCUCAUCAAAUCAAUGAGGGGAUCAGAUGCAAAUGCUGCCCUCUACUGGCUUGGCAGAAUGAUGCUCGGUGGGGAAGACCCGUUAUUUGUUGCUAGAAGACUGGUAGCAUUUGCUAGCGAAGAUGUUGGUUUGGCAGAUGCUCAAGCACUCCCAUUGGCUGUCGCGACGUACACUGCUUGCCAUUAUAAUGGUAUGCCCGAAUGCCAGGUCAACCUGUCCCAUUGUGUGGUGUACCUCGCGAGGGCGCCAAAGUCAACUGAAUCAUAUGCAGCAUAUAACAGGGUCAAAGAUCACAUACAAAAUUACGAAGGUGGCUUGCCUGGUGUUCCAAUCCACCUUCGUAACGCUUCAACAAAGUUGAUGAAGGAUUUGGGAUAUGGGAAGGGCUACAACUAUCGUGCUGGACCUGGUGAACAGAGCUAUCUUCCUGAAGAAAUAGCCAAAGUUAAUUUUUUCAAAGACAUUAAGCGAUAAAAGAUUGCAUUCAAGAUUAUAUAUUUUCUGUGCCUAGGGGGUCUUAGAUGGAUGAAUGCUUGUGAAGCAUUGAAAUUAUAAAGUAAAUAAAUAUAUUUUAGUUCUUAGACUUUUAACAACUUGAAAUUUAAUUUCAAAUGUAGAUUUUUGAUUAAAACUGUGUAACAGAUUCAA